UCUGCUGCCCUCUUCGCCUUCCUCUGCACAACCAAUUUCCAUCCCACCGCCUCAACAAUGGCCGCCGCCGGAGGCCUUCUCACCGCUCUAGCGAGCCCCACAAAGCUCCUCCUUGCCCUCUUCCUUGUUCUCCACCUCGUCCCUUUCUCCUCCAUCACGGCCGCCGCUGCCAUUUCCAUCGGCGUCAACUACGGUGCCUACGCCAACAACCUCCCCCCGCCGGCCCAAGUCGCCGCCUUCCUCAAGGACCGUACCUUCAUCGACCGCGUCAAGCUUUUCGACGCCAACCCCGACAUGAUCCGCGCCUUCGCUGGCACCGGCAUCUCCCUGAUGAUCACCGUCCCCAAUGGGGACAUCGCCUCCCUCGCCUCCCGCUCGUCCGCCCCUUCCCCCGCCGCCUCCGCUUGGGUCGCCUCCCAUGUCGCUCCCUUCUACCCCGCCACCAACAUCUCCCUCGUCGCCGUCGGUAACGAGGUCCUCGCCACCGCCGAUCGCAACCUUAUCGCCCACCUCGUACCGGCUAUGCGCUCGCUCUACGCAGCCCUCUCGGCCGCCGGCUUUCACCAGAUCCGGGUUUCCACCCCCCACUCUCUCGGCAUCCUCUCCACCUCCGAACCGCCCUCCAUCGGCCGCUUCCGCCGUGGCUAUGACCGCGCCAUUUUCGCCCCGAUGCUCGACUUCCACCGCCGCACGCGCACCCCGUUCGUGGUGAACCCCUACCCCUACUUCGGCUACACGGCGCGCACCCUCAACUACGCCCUGUUCCGGCCCAACUCGGGGGUGUUCGACCCUGCCACAGGGGUGAACUACACCAACAUGUUCGUGGCGCAGCUGGACGCGGUGCACGCCGCGAUGCGUCGGCUUGGUUACGGCGACGUGGAGAUCGCCGUGGGGGAGACGGGUUGGCCGUCGGCUGGGGAGCCAGGGCAGCUCGGGGUGAGCGUGGAGGACGCCAUCUCCUACAACAUGAACUUGAUACGCUUGGUGAACUCCGUCAAUGGGACGCCGAUGAUGCCGGACCGGCGGUUCGAGACGUACGUCUUCGCGCUGUUCAACGAGAACCUGAAGCCGGGACCGACGGCGGAGCGCCACUUCGGGCUUUUCAACGCCGACUUCUCGGCGGUCUACGACGUCGGCCUAAUGCGCGGCCAGGCGCCGGCGCCCGCUGGUGGAUCGGGGAGGAGGUGGUGCGUGGCGAAGGCGGACGCGAGCGCCGCGGCGCUGCAGGCCAACAUCGACUAUGCGUGCGGCAGCGGCGGGGCGAACUGCAGGCCCAUACAAGACGGCGGCGCGUGUUUCUACCCCAACACGCCGUUGUCCCACGCCUCCUACGCCAUGAACGCCUACUACCAAGCCGCCGGGCGCCACGACUUCGACUGCGACUUUGGCCACACCGGCGUCCUCACCUCCACUGACCCCAGUCGUGGGAACUGCAAGUAUCAGUGACAAGUUACGGUGCUUACAUGCUAGCCAGCAACUCCUACCUUUAAUCUAUAGCUAUCAGGCAUCAUUGCAGGGAUAUUUAUGUUUACUGGUCAUCGUAGUUGUAAUCUAAUUCGUGCAUCAGAUUUUGAGAUACUACCAGUUGUCCACCA
Molecule: messenger RNA, 1595 nt
Organism: Musa acuminata subsp. malaccensis (wild Malaysian banana)
Lineage: Eukaryota; Viridiplantae; Streptophyta; Magnoliopsida; Zingiberales; Musaceae
Product: glucan endo-1,3-beta-glucosidase-like
Biological process (GO): carbohydrate metabolic process
Cellular component (GO): plasma membrane
Molecular function (GO): hydrolase activity, hydrolyzing O-glycosyl compounds
Source: RefSeq, a predicted model, not a curated record